AUGGAACAUGCCAACCCUACCUCGGCCGCGGACGUAUGGUCUCUAGGUGUGCUUUUAUAUACCUGCAUCUGCGGCUUUCCACCAUUCUCUGAAGAAUUCCAGUCGGAGGAGUACCCCCUCAGCCUGAGGGAGCAGAUUAGAACCGGCACUUUCAACUAUCCAUCCCCCCAUUGGGACCCUAUCGGCGACCCAGUCCUUGAUCUAAUAGACAAAAUGCUCAUCGGAGACCCUAUAGGCCGGUUCACGAUCGAGCAGUGCCUGAGUCACCCGUGGAUCACCCAGCUUAGUCCUGACGGAACUGACAGCACAAGCGAAAUCAACAAGGUGAAUGUGGAUCCAAGGCGUCGUGGCAUUGGAGUAGAUGGAGCCGUUGGCGUCAUUGUAUCGAACAACGUGCGGGAGGAGGUCGGAUCUCCCAAGAUUGAUGACGACCUUUUGGAGGAUAAUGUCGUCAGACCAUCUCAUGUUUCGAAUAAUAGCAGCAUCACCGGCUCGGUCAACCCAGAACGCGAAGUUGCCCGUGGUGACGCCAUCGUCGGGGCCGGGGGACGGCAAAACGCCUACCCCGAGGAGGGCAGUGGUGGUGAGGGCCUGGGACUCACGGCGUUGAAGAAUCUGCGGGACGAGGGCUUUGACGCUGUGGCCUUUGAGAGACGGGGCGAAGUUGGCGGGCUGUGGUCGUACAGCAACAACACGGCAUUCACCACGGCGUUGAGUGACACGCUCUGUAAUAUUAGCAAGUUUCUCUCCUGCUUUAGCGACUUUCCGGUUCCACCAGCUUGCCCGACGCAUCCGGUGCAAGGUGACGCAGUCGACUACUUCAAAUCAUACGCCACGCAUUUUAACCUUUAUGACCAUAUUCGAUUUAGUACCACGGUUAAGAAAGUCGUCCGGAAUGCUCCCGACACCGCGUGGGACGUGUACAUAACCAACGCGGAUGGGGACAGCAUCCUCUCGUUUGACAAAGUUGUUUUCGGCCAUGGCGGCGAGACAAUACCAAAAUGGCCGUCGAUGCCGAAUCGAGACAGGUUUAAAGGUCUUGUCAUUCAUGGUCAAGCUUACAGAGAUCCUACGCGUUUCAAAGGCAAGAAGGUCCUCGUCGUAGGCUUCGGCAACACAGCCUGCGAAGUAUCCCUCAACCUCCUCGGCCACGCCGCCAAAAUCUACCAAUCCUACGGACGCGGCCGCCUCCUCCUCUCCCGCUACGACAACGACGGAGUCCCCAUGGAUCUAAAUUUCACCUGGCCCGACCUGCGCCUAAAGUAUCUCCUGGACUACGCGGCACCCUGGCUCAUGAAACCCCUCACGGACAAGUUUCUCAUCAACACUAUGAUUCGCGCCGCUGCGCGGUCCGAGCCCGUAGAAGCAGGUGUUUCGUAUUCCCAACGGUUGAAGCGCACGGAGAAGAGGAUGCGGGAGGACUGGCACAUGUUGCCGUGUACGAGCAUGGCGCAUAUUCACCCCGUUGUCCAGGAGGACUACAUUCCUGCGGUACGUAGGGGUGAUAUCCUGCCCGUGAAGGCGUUUCAGGACUUUGCCGGCGAGAAGGAGGUUCUUUUAACGGACGGCACCGUAAUAGAGGUUGAUGCCGUGGUCUUUUGCACGGGAUACAAACUUGACCUUAGCAUCAUGCCCGAGCUGGAGAUGGAUGGUGCGUGUGGGGUGCCACUCCAAACUGCCGAGCAGAUUGCCCAAGCGCAAACAACAGGCCAAAACGGAGCAGGCAGCAAAAGCAGCAACAGUUCCAAGCAAGAACCUCACCUUCCCCGUCUAUAUCAGAUGAUGUUCCCACCGCGCUGGGCUUCAUCGAUCGCUAUUCUAAGCUGGAUGUCCGCCCAAGAAAGCCGCUGGGCCAUUCUCGAACUUGCUUCGAUGGCCCUGAGCCAGAUAUGGGCGGCCGAAACAGCCAAGAUUUCGGCGUCUCAAGCGCCUCAAGGCAAAUACCGCAAACCCGCGUUGUUACCGUCCGAAACGGAGAUGAACGCCGAGGUCGACCGAUAUCACGCGUGGUGGCGCAAAGAAUGGAAUGCGGAUCGAUCCAUCCUGCAAGGUUUCGUCCGAGGUCACUCGUUCUACCGAUUUCUUCACGACGCUGCCGGAACCGGCAUGUACGAACAUAUUGACCACAUUUUGAGCGGUCGGGGAUGGCGGCUGCGGUCGCAGGAUCGCGAGCUUUGGACGUGGCUGGCCAAGGGGCCGUUGAAUAGCUAUUCAUGGCGCCUCUUUGAGACGAAUCCGCAGGGGAUUCCGGGGUGCGGCCGGAAGGCGUGGCCCGAGGCUAGAAAGGCGGUGCAAGAAGCUUAUGAGAUGUGUGAAGAUUAUAAACGACAGAUACGAAACAAGUCAAAGGACGAGUAA
This is a messenger RNA of Scedosporium apiospermum, 2358 nucleotides long. Its product is annotated as Phosphorylase kinase. Lineage: Eukaryota; Fungi; Ascomycota; Sordariomycetes; Microascales; Microascaceae. The record is from RefSeq and is a predicted model, not a curated record. Gene Ontology annotation, biological process: protein phosphorylation. The transcript is spliced from 9 exons. The coding region runs from base 1 to 2358 and encodes 785 amino acids. Gene Ontology annotation, molecular function: NADP binding; ATP binding; protein kinase activity.